Messenger RNA from Penicillium atrosanguineum, 1629 nucleotides. RefSeq names its product Tannase. The transcript has 3 exons. The record is from RefSeq and is a predicted model, not a curated record. Bases 1 to 1629 code for a protein of 542 amino acids. Gene Ontology annotation, biological process: transmembrane transport. Gene Ontology annotation, molecular function: transmembrane transporter activity. NCBI's taxonomy places the organism in Eukaryota, Fungi, Ascomycota, Eurotiomycetes, Eurotiales, Aspergillaceae.
AUGGCCACCUCAGCGAUCAACUUCAUCUAUCUGGUUCAAUUGAUCGCCAUCGUCGGCGCUGGCUUUCUAGCCCAGCCGAUUACUGAGCUAUUUGGCGCAAGCAGUCUAAGCGUCUGGCCUAGUUCCAUUCUCACUAUUUUCACUUCUGUUUUGACUCCACCGAUCAGUCAGGCCGCUGACUAUUGGGGCCGAAAAUGGUUUCUGGUUGUUCUAAUGGCCUGUGGGUGUGCCGGUUCUCUUGUCAUUGGAUGGGCAACGUCAAUGGGUAUGGUAAUUGGGGGUUUCUGCCUCUUGGGUCUAUCCUUUGGUAGUCAAUCUCUUCUCUUCGCCGUUGUAUCAGAGGUUUUACCACGAAAACACCGACCCGUUGCACAGUCCACUGUGAAUUUAACCGCUGGACUCGGGGCCGCGGCUGGCCUGAUAAUGGGUGGCGCACUGCUCCGUAAUAAUAUCCUUGAGCACUAUAGAGUCUACUGGUAUGUAGUCGCCGGCAUAUUCAUGGUGUCUUCAAUACUCUGCUUCUGCUUUUAUAACCCUCCUCCUCGAGAAGCCCAAGUGAGUUUGAGCACUAGUGAGAAACUACACCGAUUGGAUUGGGUCGGUAUUGGCACUUUCUCGCCCGGUCUAACUCUGUUCUGUGUUGGCCUCGCGUGGUCCCAAAAUCCAUACGAAUGGUCUAAUGCUCACAUUCUUGCACCUUUCAUUACUGGCGUUAUGCUCCUCAUUUUCUUUAUUGUCUAUGAAUGGCGCUGGAAGCGUGACGGGAUGCUUCAUCACGAUCUCUUUAAAAAACGAAACUUCCCAAUCUCUCUCGCUCUUGUGUUUGCAGAGGGUCUUUCUUUCUUUACCUGCAACAAUUACUACCCCUUUGAAGUUAGUCUGUUCACUGGGGGUUCUUUUUGGACGAUUGGUCUCCACUUUACUAUUGUGUUCUUUGGAUCUGUCGCCUUUGCCCCGCUGGCUGGAUUAUAUUCGGGCAAAAAGAAAGUCGUCCGAAGUCCUCUUUUUGUCGGCCUCUUAUGUCUGGUGAUCUUCAACGUUCUUAUGGCGACGGUGAACCUUGAUAGCCCCCGGGGCACUCUCUGGGGAUACGCUAUAUUCGCCGGUGCUGGACUUGGGAUGAUCCUGCCCAUUGUCAUGGUGGCAGCUCAGAUGGAUACACCACCUGAGCUAAUUUCUAUUACAUCCGGCCUAAUAACUUCUAUCCGAUCCGUCGGAGCUGCGAUUGGAUUGGCAAUCAACACCGCAACUAUCCAUAAUUCUCUUGCAAAGAACUUGGUUCCGAAGAUCGCUGCAGCCAUUCUGCCAUUGGGAUUCCCCGAGGCUGAACUGCCUGCAAUUAUUGCUGCCCUUGUAACACAAAGUCCGGCUGCAGUGGAAGCUGUUCCUGGUGUUACACCCACCGUGAGUCUUGCUGCGCUUGUGGCAUAUAAAGAGGCGUACGGUAUUGCAUUCCGCAAUGCCUGGAUCACAGCUUCUUGUAUUGUUUUCGUGGCGGCCAUCGAAUUCAAUGCCCACAUUGACGCACCUGCCGAAGGGAAUUUCUUUCCAACUAAGACUGAGAUUGAGGCAGGGCCAGAUCAUGAGAAGGAGAUUCCUCAACACGCACACCGUGAGACCGUUGAGUAG